Molecule: messenger RNA, 2499 nt
Organism: Ostreococcus lucimarinus CCE9901
Lineage: Eukaryota; Viridiplantae; Chlorophyta; Mamiellophyceae; Mamiellales; Bathycoccaceae
Exons: 1
Biological process (GO): maturation of SSU-rRNA
Cellular component (GO): small-subunit processome; Pwp2p-containing subcomplex of 90S preribosome
Molecular function (GO): snoRNA binding; protein binding
Source: RefSeq, a predicted model, not a curated record
GUGACGUGCGUCGCGAGGUCGCCGAACGGCGACGUCGUCGCGUGCGGGGCGAGCGACGGAAGCAUCAGACUCUGGUCGUUGAGUGAUUUAGACUGCGACGUGACUUUUAGAGGACAUAAACGCGACGUGACCGCGCUACGAUUUUCGCAGGACGGGAGCUUGCUGGUGUCCGGUGGGCGAGACGCCGACGUUGUGGUUUGGGACGUAGUCGCCGAGAGCGGGCUGACGCGGUUGCGAGGACAUCGCGAUCAAAUCACGGACGUGGUCAUCAUCGAUGGGAAAAUGCACAAGAGCGCUGAGCUAUUCGGGCGAAAGGUGGUGUCGACGAGUAAGGAUGGCUACGUGAAAGUUUGGGAUUUGGGGACGAGAGCGUGCACGCAGACGUGCACGGGGUUCGAGGGCGAGACGUGGAGUUUAGACGUCAACCCAACGCAGACGCGAUGCGUGAUCGGAACGUGGGAUGAUAAGCUACAUGUGUAUGACUGCGAUGAGUCAAGAGAUGGGUACGAUCAAGAGUCGCCGUUGGUGCGAAUGGGAACGGUGACGCGCGCCGCAAAGGGACGAGCGAUGACGGUGCGGUUUCAUCAAACUGGGAACUAUCUAGGCGUGCAAGGCGCGGGUCGCGGCCUCGAAAUAUACCGCGUGCGCGGCGAUAAAGAAGCGAUGAAGAAACAAAAGCGCCGGUUGAAGCGCAAACGCGAAAAGAUGGAAGCGAAAGCGCGCGAAGCUGAGGAACUCGGCGACUUGGAUGCGGCGAAGGAAGCCCGAGAGGAGCACGAUGAAGAGGGCGCACGAAGCGCGGGGGAUGAGCUGGAACUCGCAUCAACGGUCACGACCAAAACUAAAAUGCGCGGCUUCGCGUUCGCGACGGAAGCGCCGAAGCGGACGGAUGUGAUGUGCAAAGUUGCCGUGUUGCUCGACGACAACUCGGUGCAAGAGUGGGAAAUCAUCGAAGAAGAAGAGCCAGAAAAAUUACACGCCAUCGAGAACCCCGGGCAUCGCUCUGAUGUUCGUGCCGUAGCACUCUCGCCGGAUGAUGAAACCGUGCUUUCGUGCUCGAGUAACGGCUGCAAGCUGUGGAAUGUCGCCGACGGCGCGUGUUUGAGAACCGUUAAGGGUGGAUACGGGUUGUGUGCGUCGUUCGCCCCGGGCGGUCGGCACGCCAUCAUUGGUACCAAGCAAGGCGCGAUCGAGCUCGUUGAUGUGAACGCAGGAACCCAGCUCACUGUACCCGACGAGGCGCACGAAGGCGCGGUGUGGGCGUUCGCCAUGCUUCCCGACGACAGUGGUUUCGUCUCCGCUUCGGCGGACAAGACGGUGCGAUUCUGGGAAUGGACAUUAGAGAAAGGCGAAAACGGUUUGCGCACUCUUAGUUUCAACCACAUGCGCACGUUGCAAAUGGCGGAAGAUGUGUUGAGCUGCCAAAUCAGUCCCGAUGGGAAGCUGCUCUCGGUGUCGCUCCUUGACAACACGCUCAAGGUCUUCUUCGUGGACAGCCUGAAGUUCAACCUGUCGCUGUAUGGCCACAGACUUCCGGCGUUGUGCCACGACAUAUCCAGUGAUUCGCAGUUGCUCGCGUCGGCAGGCGCGGACAAGAACAUUCGUAUCUGGGGAUUGGACUUUGGCGAUUGUCACAGGUCAAUUUUUGCCCAUCAAGACUCUGUUAUGGCGUUGAAGUUUGUGCCAAAGACGCAUUACUUGUUCUCGGUUGGUAAGGAUAAAUUAGUGAAAUAUUGGGACGCCGACAAAUUUGAUCCUCUGCUCACGCUUGAGGCGCAUCACGGCCCGGUGUGGUGCCUGGCGGUGAGCACGCGAGGAAACUUUGUCAUCACCGGCAGCGGCGAUCGCUCAAUUCGCAUGUGGGAGCGCACCGAUGAGCCCUUCUUCGUUGACGAAGAACAGGAAAAGCGAUUGGAAUCUAUGCUCGACGAAGGCAUUGAUGACGAGCGAGUGCGCCCAAACACCGAUCUUCCUGCUGAAGGCGAGGCUGGCAUGGCGGGUCGCAAAACUUUGGAGACGUUGACCGCCGCCGACGCCAUCGUCGAGGCGCUCGAGCUCGCUGAGCACGAAACCAAGCGCCUUGCCGAACACGCUGCGGACAGCGCCAAAUCCGGCGGAAAGCUCGCACCGAUACAGCCAAAUCCUUUACUGUUAGGGCAGUCACCGGAAACGUACGCUCUGAACGCCAUCGCAAAGAUUCGCCCGAGCGAACUCGAGCAAGCCAUCCUGUGCAUCCCCUUCGAUUUCGCCCACGAAAUCCUCAACCAUCUCACAACCUGGCUCAACGCCGGCCAAAAAGUCGAACUGACGUGCAAGAUCGCCGCCCUAGUCAUGCGAUUACACGCCAACUCGUUCGGACGCACGCCAGAGACGAGACGCACCCUCGUGAAGCUCAGACCGCUCCUUCGCGCGCGCGCCAAGGAGGCGCGCGAUUUGAUGGGCUUCAAUCUCGCCGGUCUCAACGUCCUCGACGCUUUCAUACGCGACAACGAAGAAGUC